Molecule: messenger RNA, 1822 nt
Organism: Centrocercus urophasianus (Greater sage-grouse)
Lineage: Eukaryota; Metazoa; Chordata; Aves; Galliformes; Phasianidae
Gene: TMEM144
Product: transmembrane protein 144
Exons: 12
Coding region: 180-1253 (357 amino acids)
Biological process (GO): carbohydrate transmembrane transport
Cellular component (GO): membrane
Molecular function (GO): carbohydrate transmembrane transporter activity
Source: RefSeq, a predicted model, not a curated record
UGGGGCACCCCAACCUUUUCUGGGCAGCCUGUGCCAGGAUCUCACGUCCCUCUGUGUGAAGGAACAUGGUGGCAUAUUCCUGAGGAAACAGUGAAAACAGAGAACAUGAACUUUUAAAUCUUUCAAGACCUGCAGCACAAAAGAAAAGCUCUUCAAAAAGAGACACCUUCAGAGCAAAAAUGAGCUUUGAGAGAGCCUACAAUGCCUUUAACAUCAGCAAUAGCACAGAUCUAGCUAUUGGAUUUACCUCUUCCACAGUAGCUGUUCUUCUAUUUGGGACAAAUUUUGUGCCAGUUAAAAAAUACGAUACUGGUGACGGAAUGUUCUUCCAAUGGAUUCUCUGUGCUUCCAUAUGGAUAGUUUCUUUGGUGGUCAAUUUAAUCCAGAAUUGCCCCCGCUUUUGGCCUUUGGCUAUGGUAGGAGGCUUCCUGUGGGCUACAGGCAACAUCACAGUUGUUCCUAUUAUUAAAACCAUAGGCUUAGCUCUUGGUCUUUUGAUAUGGGCUUCUUUCAAUUUGCUGACAGGCUGGGCAAGUUCCAGGUUUGGAUGGUUUGGAAUUGACCCAGAAGAGGUAGCAAGACCAGUCUUAAAUUAUAUUGGAGCUGGACUUUCACUGUUAAGUGCUGUCAUAUUUUUUUUUAUCAAAACUGAAGUCCAAACAUCUUCAGCUUCAUUAGAAAGCACACCAUUACUCAGAGAAUCUUCUGUUAAUGCUUCUGAAGACACCUCUGAUGUCUCAUGGGUGACCAAUCUUUCUCCAGUAAAAAAAAGAUUUGUAGGAUGUAGCCUAGCUGUCAUAGCUGGAGUACUCUACGGUUCCAGUUUUGUACCAGUACUUUAUAUCAAGGACCAUGGAAGAAGAAAUGGAACAAUAUAUGCAAGAGCAAGUCAAUUUGAUUUAGAUUAUGUUUUUGCGCACUUCAGUGGAAUAUUUCUUACAAGUACCAUCUACUUUUCGAUCUACUGUGCGGUCAGGAAAAACAAACCUAAUGUUUAUCCCCAAGCCAUACUACCAGGGUUUGUUUCUGGUUUGCUUUGGGCUGUAGCCAAUUGCUGCUGGUUCAUCGCCAAUCACUAUCUCAGUGCUGUGGUCAGCUUUCCAAUAAUUACUGCAGGUCCUGGCCUCAUUGCUGCGAUGUGGGGAGUCCUUGUAUUUAAAGAAAUCAAGGGCCUGAAAAACUACGUAUUACUCUCAGUAGCAUUUUGCAUCAUUUUGGCUGGAUCGCUCUCCACAGCUUUUUCUAAAGUUUGAAGAUCUUCUUACCAGUAGAUGGUGCUGCUGUCUUGUAUAAUCAAAAGCACAGCAGUGUGUGUCAACGACUAUUUGCAAAAUGCAUGUCCAACAUUUAGCAUAACUUUUUUCAGGGAAGUUAAGAAAAAAAAAAAAAGAAAACCUUUAGCAGGAAAGAAAACCUGGAAAUGUUUAUUUCCACAUUUCAAGGAUAUCAAAGGAUCUUACUAAAUAAAGCCAGAUGAUUGUAUAGUUAGUGAUUUUGUUGGUUUAGGUAUGAAACUUGCAUCACCAUAAAUUCCAGUUCACUGCUGUGAUGGUGGAGAAAGGGAGUCAAUAUUCUGUGUGUGUUUACUAAUUCAUCUUAUUCCAAUGCUGUCUUACUGAUUUGACUAUAUUAUGUCUGGAAAUACUUGUGUUUUGGAACCUAAGAUUCAAAGAUGUGAAACUUGUUUCUUAUUUAGAGGCAUUAUUCUUUAAAGAUAACAAUUCAUAUAAAAAUAUUCCAAUCAUUGCAGAUUGGAAGUUUUGAAGGAAAUGCAGAAAGAAAAAAAGAAGGUACUGAAAAAUAAACUAGUGCUUGCUGCUAC